UGAAGUGCAGUUAAUAAAAGAUAAAACAUUUUAUUCAUGUAAAUGUUGUCAGAAGGGCUGACUGAUUACUCUGAUCAGCAUCACAGAAAUGCAAAUGUUCCUCUUAAGCCCCUUCCUCGUGUAGUUCGUUUGAAUAAUGCAUGUUUGGUUAUAGAUAGGCGAUGGAAUGUAUUUUCACUUGUUAGUCAAGCCAGCCUGAUGAAUAUCUACUAUAAAAUGGAUCAAAUUCUCUUCCUUUUUUCCUUCUAAAAUGAGGUGAAACAUUUUAGGGGACUUGGCCGUGAAAAACCUCAUUCGUGACACACUUUCAAAGAGGUGCGAGUGAUGUUGGAGGAGAGAGAUGAGGCUCUCCAACACUAUUGGCCCUGCUGUAGUGUUUAACUGUAUGUGCACGACUGUGUGUGUAGAGCAUGAGUCACCCUGCUCUUCUGUGAUUGGACGGUAGUUUAAAGCGGAGGGAGGGGGAAGAGAGCCUCGGGGGCUGUCUGUCAAUCUCUCUCUGCUGCUCCAUUCACACAUUCAUGUCACAGAGCGACAGGGUUGUGGGGGGGGAGUGAGCCGGAGCCUCUCAUUCAUAAAAAAAAGUUCAUUCAUAAAACUGCACUGUUCUGCUAUGCUUCAGAGAAGACAACAGCUGCUGUGGAGGUGAAGCUGUGGAAGUGAGUGGGAAAGUCUGUGGAUGGGACGGUGCCGGGCACAACCGGAGCGGAACAAACGGGAUCUUUGGUCACGCAGGACAACGGCAGUCCUGUUUGGGUGAGUUUGAAUGCUGAGUUGAAGUGAGGACAAUUUAUCCAAAAAUGUUACUCCGAUCUUUCAUGCUGAAAAACCUCAUGUUCUUGUACAUGACUCACUUCUUUGGUGUGUCAUCGCUGUUGCUGUCAGACUGAAUUUGAUUUAUUUUUUUUUAUUAUUUGAUGUCAGUGUUGAAGCCCCCUGAUUAUGAAAGAGCAAACCAGGUUAGGAUCCCAACCAGGACUCUUUCCAGGUAUGCUGAAGCGUACUAAAUACAGCCGUCUGCGAAACGAUUCACUGACGUCUUUGGAGGAUCACCCCCAAAGAAUGGUGCCCCUAAAGAGGGACCUGUGCUUAGACUCGGACUUUGCUGGAACUUCCUCUCAUUGUGGACCGUCCACUUUGGGGGACUACAUUCCCCAUGUGGACAACACCCAGCAUCAAAGUCCCACUUGUCAGCAAAAGUCAAGACUUCAGCCGAACACAGCUGGGGACAAACCAGCACGUGGACACUCAGACAAACCGCUGGAUGGGAACUUCUCCAACUGCCUCAUUCAUCCUGCUCUGCUGUGCACCAAGCGACCCAUCACUCUGCACCGGAUGGCCAGCCUCCCCUGCCCGUCCUGCUCUCAACACAGAGACCAUCUGUGCUGUUUGAAGCCCUCCUCGGCCACCGACGACUGGACAGGCGACAGAGCGGUUCACCAUCACGUUAAGUACAUGGGCAGUGUGGAGGUGACCCAAUCCAUGAGAACCCUCGACUUUGACACAAGAAUGCAAGUCACACGGGAGGCAAUCAGCAGGCUUUGUGAGAAAACUUCAGUGAAGACAGCAGUGAAAACUAAAAGGGCUGCUAGUAAGGGACCGUCUGCUGUUCUGGGUGAAAUUAACAUGCAGUUUUCCGGUAGCAGAGUCAUCCUCACCGUCUCUACCAACAGUGUGACGCUGAUGGCCGCCUCAACGUUACAGAGAAUUGCUCACCACCCAAUGCAGGCCAUCUCAUUUGCCUCUGGAGGAGACCCCGAUAUGACAGACUAUGUUGCUUACGUUGCAAAGGACCUCUUCAAUAAGAGAGCCUGUCACAUUUUGGAGUGUCCCCAUGGUCGAGCCAGUGAAGUUCUCAACAGUAUUGGUCAGGCCUUUGAGACCCGCUUCCGACAGCUUCUUAGCCAAACAUCAACACUUCUCUCCACGAGGUCAGCUCUGAGAAUCUGUCCCAAGCGGUCCCCAGAGGAGACGACAUGUCUGAAAGGGGAAAGCGAUGUUAGUGUGCAACCAGAUUAUUACAACGUCAACCCAGCAAAGGACCUACCGCUUUAUGGAAACGAGGCACACAAGCAGAAUGCUGAUAAGCAGGAGGUCAGCCUGUCUCCUCCUGUUUCACUGUAUGAGAACUGCUCUGUGUCAGAGGACACUCCAGCGCCACCUGCAGGAGCCUCACCACAGCCUGCGGUCAGUGAUGAGCAGUGGACUCCUCUGUCUGAUGGCAGAGACCGGAGCUUGUUGGUCCAGAAAGAAGGCUGGUUUCAUGGCAGGUUAGGCAGAGAACAGGCUGAGUCUCUUCUCACCUGCAGUGGGGAUUUCCUGGUCAGAGAGAGCAGCUCUGCCUCUGGCCAGUACGUGCUCAGUGGCAUGGAGGGAGCCACCGUCCGACAUCUUCUGCUGGUAGACCCACAUGGUCAGGUGCGGACGCGUGACCUGGUGUUUCAGAGCGUCGGCCACCUGGUGCGGUUCCACAUGGAGAAGCAGCUGCCCAUCAUUUCUGGAAGCAGCGAGCUGUGUCUAAAGCAGCCGAUUCUCCAAACACACUAAAGGAAGAAGCAAGUUCUGACCUGAGCACAUGAGGUUCAUAGUAAAGACUGAGAAAACAAACUCCUGGAUGCUUUAAAACGUCUUCUCAACACAGGCUGGCACAUAUUUAUAUAUAUUCAUUUCAGUGACAUCAUCAUGUGGGGACAGACUGAGGUCAUUAUAACACUUUUUACUUUAUCUUUGGAACAGCCACUGGUCCGCAUAGCAUCCUUGUUGGUGGAAUGAACUUUGGGUGGUCCCUAAAAGUUAAGGAAAAAUUUUUAGUUCCAUUAGAAAUAGGACUAGAAUGUUCUGUUUGAAUUUGCUGUUAUUUUAUUUUCCAAAGCUAGCUAUCUGAAAUAUAUUCCAGUUAUUGUUUGGUUUGAACACUAAGUAAAGAAUGUAAAAAAAUGUAUUUGAAGUUUUUUGAUCUAAUUAAUUUUUAAAUUAAAUUUGUUCUGAAUUACAUUAGAAGUUUUUGUACCAUGUAACAUCUUUUACACACUUAAGACUAAUUAAAGGGUGCAAAUACCCCAGAUUACUUUAUUUUGGUGAAUAACAAAACAAGUUUCACUUUAGUCUAAAAAUUUUAAAAUGGUGAAAAACCAAAUAUUUUAGAUUCCAAUUCAGAAUUUUGUAAAGCGUAAUUCUAUAACAAAUAUACUGAGCCCAUAAAUGGAUGUUGAAGUAAAAAAAAAAA
This is a messenger RNA of Oryzias melastigma (Indian medaka), 3226 nucleotides long. RefSeq names its product SHC-transforming protein 3. Gene Ontology annotation, molecular function: receptor tyrosine kinase binding. Bases 943 to 2547 code for a protein of 534 amino acids. Lineage: Eukaryota; Metazoa; Chordata; Actinopteri; Beloniformes; Adrianichthyidae. Gene Ontology annotation, biological process: cell surface receptor protein tyrosine kinase signaling pathway; intracellular signal transduction. The transcript has 13 exons. The record is from RefSeq and is a predicted model, not a curated record. Gene Ontology annotation, cellular component: plasma membrane.